Molecule: messenger RNA, 1141 nt
Organism: Sinocyclocheilus grahami
Lineage: Eukaryota; Metazoa; Chordata; Actinopteri; Cypriniformes; Cyprinidae
Product: L-2-hydroxyglutarate dehydrogenase, mitochondrial-like
Exons: 10
Coding region: 17-1141 (374 amino acids)
Molecular function (GO): (S)-2-hydroxyglutarate dehydrogenase activity
Source: RefSeq, a predicted model, not a curated record
CGUAAUUUGUGGAAUAAUGAUACGAACUUUCGGUACAGGAUCUGUGCGCGCGCGCUUACUGUCACAGGGAUCAAAGUAUGCAACGUGCAGAGCUGCACACCACAGCGGCUCAUUCGAUAUGGCCAUUAUUGGUGGAGGGAUUGUUGGACUGGCCUCUUCCAGAGAGCUGAUCCUCAGGCACCCAAACCUCACCUUUACCCUGUUGGAGAAAGAAAAGGAACUUGCUCUCCAUCAGACAGGUCAUAACAGUGGUGUGAUCCACUCUGGGAUUUACUACACGCCGGGCUCUCUGAAGGCUCAGCUUUGUGUUCGUGGAGCCACGCUGACAUAUCAGUACUGCCAGAAGAAAGGUGUGCCUUAUAAGAGAUGUGGCAAGCUUAUUGUAGCUGUGGAGAGAGAGGAGAUUCCCCGACUGAAAGCUCUAUAUGAGCGCGGUCAGAUGAACAACGUACAAGAUCUCCGGCUGAUUGAUGCCAAGGCCAUCCGAGAGAAAGAGCCGUACUGCAGGGGCAUCAUGGCAUUGGACUCUCCAAACACAGGGAUUGUUGACUGGCAGUUAGUAGCUCUGACCUACGGUAAGGACUUCCAGGAAGUGGGUGGCACUGUGAUAACUGACUUUGAAGCAUCUGACAUUAAGGUGGCAGCAGAAAGCCCAGCUGGGAGUGCUGAAGGCCUGAAAUAUCCCAUCAUCAUCAAAAGCUCACAGGGGAAGGAGGUGAGGUGUAGGUUUGUGUUGACGUGUGGAGGCCUUUACUCUGAUCGGUUGUCUGAGAUAUCUGGCUGUAGUUCAGAGCCCCGUAUUGUUCCCUUCAGAGGAGAUUACCUGGUGCUCAAGCCAGAGAAAAAUUACCUGGUCAGGGGCAACAUCUAUCCUGUGCCAAACCCACGGUUCCCAUUUCUUGGAUUCCAUUUCACCCCUCGUAUGGACGGUAGCGUCUGGCUGGGCCCAAACGCUGUGUUGGCUUUUAAACGGGAGGGAUAUAAACUCUUUGACUUCGACACACAAGACUUCAUUAAUGCGGUCUCCUACAGGGGUCUGCAGAGGCUGGUAAUGAAGAAUAUUGUUUAUGGAAUGGAGGAAAUAUACAGAGGUGUGUUUACCAGUGCUCAGGUUUGCUGUGGGCCCCGGCCACUUAGUUGA